This is a messenger RNA of Funneliformis caledonium, 867 nucleotides long. Lineage: Eukaryota; Fungi; Glomeromycota; Glomeromycetes; Glomerales; Glomeraceae. The record is from the annotation of a GenBank genome assembly.
AUGUCAAACAGAAAUUCGGUAUUAGAAGUUUUUAAUAUUAAUAACAAUUCUAAUCCUAAAAAAUAUAUCAAUGUAUGUGCACCAAUGGUUAGAUAUAGUAAAUUACCUUUUCGUGAGUUGGUUCGUGGUUAUAAUGUAGAUUUAACGUACACACCAAUGAUCUUAGCAAAAGAAUUUAAAAAUUCAAAUAUUGCAAGGAAUUCCGAUUUUACCACCAAUAAAAAUGAUAAACCAUUAAUAAUACAGUUUGCAAGUAAUGAUAAUGUUGAAUUAUUAAAAGCUGUUGAAUUAAUAGUUGGUUAUGUUGACGGAAUAGAUGUUAAUUGUGGAUGUCCUCAGAAAUGGGCAAUAAAUGAAGGAAUUGGAGUGUAUUUGAUGGAGAAACCCGAAAAAAUAAGUGAUAUGAUUCGAACCAUUAAAACAAACAUUCCAACUUUACCAUGUUCAAUUAAAAUUAGAAUUCAUAAUGACUUGAAGAAGACGAUAGAGUUCGUGAAAAGGGCAGAAUCAAUAGGGAUAGAUUUCAUCACGGUACAUGGACGCACACCCAACGGAAAUAUAUUUACUUUAAAUGAUGCAGAAGAUAUUUAUAAUCAAACAGGUGUGAAUGGGGUGAUGUGUGCAAGAGGUUUAUUAAGAAAUCCUGCGUUAUUUGCCGGUUAUGAUCUUACUCCUUGGGAUUGCGUUGAAAACUUUGUUAGACUAUCCAUUGCUUAUGGAUCAAAUCAUUUUAUACUUCAUCACCAUUUGAUGUAUAUGUUUGAGGAUGUUAUGAGUAAUGCAGAGAAAAAAUCUUUUAAUACUUUGACAAGCAUCCCUGCAAUUAUAGACCAUUUAGAGGAAUAUUAUGGAUUACAACUAGAAUGA